CGAAAAAUCAUUCAAAAUAUAUUUCUGCUCCUCACAAGUUGCUAUUUUCACCAGAGACAGAGAUUUGAUCAGUUUUUUCAGAUGCUUAUUCCUGCAUUUUAUUCAUCAGUUUCAGUGAUCUGAAAAAACCCUAAUCGGUUCAGCGGAGCUGCAUUUGGUGAUUUACUUGCGUUUUUCUGUAGAAGAGUGGAAUGAGAUAUUAAGACAUUGGAUUGGGAGCGGUUAGAAAAAGAUGAGUGAGGGCAAGCAGUAUCAGCUGGGGACAAUUGGGGCGCUGAGUCUUUCUGUGGUUUCAUCAGUGUCGAUCGUGAUCUGCAACAAGGCACUAAUCAGCACUCUUGGGUUCACGUUUGCUACUACUCUGACUAGCUGGCAUCUCCUAGUCACAUUUUGUUCUCUUCAUAUUGCUCUAUGGAUGAAAUGGUUUGAGCACAAGCCUUUUGAUCCUAGAGCCGUCAUGGGAUUCGGGAUUCUAAAUGGAACAUCAAUUGGGCUUCUAAACCUGAGCCUGGGUUUCAACUCUGUUGGCUUCUAUCAGAUGACAAAAUUGGCGAUUAUCCCAUGCACUGUUCUUUUAGAGACCCUGUUCUUCCGAAAAAUAUUCAGAUAUCAGUGUGAGUUCACGUAUGAAGUUUCAGUUUUGGCUGUUAACACUUUCUUUACCAUCGUUUUCAGUAGGAACGUUCAGGCAUCCCUAGGUGUUCUUCUCAUUGGUGUUGGAAUUGCAACUGUGACGGAUCUGCAACUAAAUGUCCUGGGUUCCGUUUUGUCUCUGCUUGCAGUUGUUACGACUUGUAUUGCACAAAUCAUGACAAACACAAUCCAGAAAAAGUUCAAGGUUUCUUCAACACAACUUUUGUACCAAUCAUGCCCUUAUCAGGCACUCACUCUCUUCCUAACUGGACCGUUUGUCGAUGGACUUCUCACAAACUUAAACGUAUUCGCGUUCAAUUAUACCCCUAAAGUAUUGGCAUUUAUUGUCCUAUCAUGUUUGAUAUCAGUUUCGGUGAACUUCAGUACCUUUCUUGUAAUUGGUAAGACAUCGCCAGUCACUUAUCAGGUCUUAGGGCAUUUGAAAACGUGCCUUGUCUUGGCCUUCGGUUAUGUUCUUCUACGAGACCCCUUUAGCUGGCGGAACAUUCUAGGGAUCCUUAUCGCUAUAGUUGGCAUGGUAUUAUAUUCGUAUUAUUGCAAUAUGGAGAGCCAGCAAAAGGCCAAUGCUGAAGCAGCACAAUUAUCUCAGGCCAAGGAAAAUGAAUCCGAUCCUCUAUUAAAUGUUGAAAAUGGAGCUGGUAUUUUAUCCGACUCGAGUGUUGGAAGAGAUCCAGGGUGGAAAUCGAACAAAGACCUGCAGGCGUAAAACUUUAUCCGACUCGAGUCUCGUCAAUGAAGAUGUUGCUGCAAGGGAUAAGGCACUUGCUUCGGGCCUUUUUGAGUUUGUGUCGUCAGAUAGAAUUUUUAUUCGAUUAAUAGUAAUGCUAAAGGAUGUUCUUUAGAGGAACAAUUUUGUAUUUUUACGUUAGGCGUGCCAAUAUAGUCCAUAAUCUUUCAUUGUGGUUUUAUUUUGUUGUCUGAAGCAAAUGCUGCUGCAGUUUUGAUUUGAAUGUGUGAUAGUUUUAGUAAAAAUUUUAUUGGUAUGUUCAUGAAAGUUCUGUUUAGCAGUUGUGUAAAGCUGUUUAUUGGUAUAUCUAUGCAGAGUUUUGUUAUAGAACCAACAGUUGUAAUCAAUCAAUCUCUUA
Striga asiatica is the source of this 1739-nucleotide messenger RNA. The record is from the annotation of a GenBank genome assembly. NCBI's taxonomy places the organism in Eukaryota, Viridiplantae, Streptophyta, Magnoliopsida, Lamiales, Orobanchaceae.